This is a messenger RNA of Nicotiana attenuata, 1300 nucleotides long. Its product is annotated as RNA exonuclease 4-like. Gene Ontology annotation, cellular component: nucleus. The transcript has 7 exons. Bases 52 to 1104 code for a protein of 350 amino acids. Gene Ontology annotation, molecular function: nucleic acid binding; 3'-5' exonuclease activity. Gene Ontology annotation, biological process: rRNA processing. NCBI's taxonomy places the organism in Eukaryota, Viridiplantae, Streptophyta, Magnoliopsida, Solanales, Solanaceae. The record is from RefSeq and is a predicted model, not a curated record.
AACGCUCAACUCUGAAGCAUUAACCAAACAGCCCCUACCCUUAAUACAGUCAUGGACCAUAGAUAUGAUUCUUCAGAGACUCACAGGAACAAGUGUGCAGCAUGCUAUCGGCAGUUCAACAAAAAGGAGCACCUAGUUGAACACAUGAGGACAUCUUAUCAUUCAGUUCACGAACCCAUGUGUGGCGUUUGCAAAAAGCACACUCGAUCUUUUGAAUCUUUGCGAGAGCAUCUCAUUGGGCCAUUGCCAAAGGCAGAUUGUGAAAGGAUUUUCAAGGAGGUAGGAUGUGACAUUUGUUUGAAAAUCCUUCCUAGCCGAAAUGCACUCAGGGCUCACAGGGACUCAUGUCAACUCUCUCGCUCAAAUAAUGGUGUGCUCUAUCGCAUGGCUAAGUUGGGAAUUAAAGAUGACCUAAGGAUUGACAAUAGCCGAGGAAGAGCUGUUGCUCUUGCCUGCAAAAUGGUAGGCGGUGGCAUCGAUGGCUCUUUGGAUCUUUGUGCAAGAGUUUGCCUCAUUGAUGAGCAUGAAAAUAUCCUCUUUCACUCCUACGUCUCACCAAACCUUCCCGUCACUAACUACAGGUAUGAAACAACAGGCAUAAGGCCGGAACAUUUGAGGGAUGCAAUGCCAUUGAAGCAAGUAUCAAGAAAGAUUCAAGAUUAUCUUUGUAAUGGGGAACCUGUGUGGCAGAUUCGUUCUAGAAGUGGAAGGGCUAGGAUUCUUGUUGGUCAUGGUUUGGAUCAUGAUCUUAAAUGUUUAGACAUGGAGUACCCGGCGAUAUUGAUCAGGGAUACUGCAAAAUACCCUCCAUUGAUGAAAACAAGCAAGCUCAGUAACUCACGCAAGCACUUGACCAAAACUUACCUUGGGUAUGACAUUCAGACAGGAGUCCAAGAUCCCUAUGAUGAUUGUGUUGCUACUGUGAAGCUCUAUAUGAGAAUGAAAUCACAAGGCCAUAAAAGGGAGGACUAUCCACUUGCCACAGACCCACAAAAUCGAAAUAAUUUUGCGUCGUGGAAGCAAAGCGAGCUUGAGAGGAUGACGCCUGAAACAAUGCUGGAAAUCUCACGAUCUGAUUAUUACUGCUGGUGUUUGGAUUCCUAAGACAUUUCAAGUGAUGGACAAUGAUAUUGAUGAUUCAUUUAUAGACAAAGAAAGAAAGAAAAUAACAGUAAAAACACAACCCAGCAUAUUAAUGAUAUGAUUUAUGCGACUCUUCAUUAGACACCGAGAAUUUCAACUGAUACUUUGAGAACACAUUUACUACUUACUUAAAAGAGUACAACGUACACUUAUUCAA